CGCCCUGCGCCGAGCCCCCCCUUCCCCCGCCCCGGCCGCCGUCCAGCCGAGCAGGAGUAAGCCACCACAAUGGACUGGGGUACCCUGCACACUUUCAUCGGGGGUGUGAACAAACACUCCACCAGUAUUGGGAAGGUGUGGAUCACCGUCAUCUUCAUUUUUCGUGUCAUGAUCCUUGUGGUCGCCGCUCAAGAAGUGUGGGGUGACGAGCAGGAAGAUUUCGUCUGCAACACUCUGCAACCAGGGUGCAAAAAUGUGUGCUAUGACCACUUUUUCCCUGUGUCCCACAUCCGGCUGUGGGCCCUGCAACUCAUCUUUGUCUCCACCCCAGCCCUGCUGGUAGCCAUGCACGUAGCCUACUAUAGACACGAGACUGCCCGCAAAUUUAGGCGAGGAGAGAAGCGAAAUGAAUUCAAAGACCUCGAAGACAUUAAAAAGCAGAAGGUUCGGAUAGAGGGGUCCCUGUGGUGGACAUAUGCCAGCAGCAUCUUCUUCCGAAUCAUCUUUGAAGCAUCCUUCAUGUAUGUCUUUUACUUCCUCUACAACGGGUACCACCUGCCCUGGGUGUUGAAAUGUGGGAUUGACCCUUGCCCUAACCUUGUCGACUGCUUUAUCUCUAGACCUACCGAGAAAACCGUGUUUACCAUUUUUAUGAUUUCUGCAUCUGUGAUUUGCAUGCUGCUUAAUGUGGCCGAGCUGUGUUACCUGCUGCUGAAAGUGUGUUUUAGGAGAUCAAAAAGAACACAGACACAGAGAAAUCACCCCAACCAUGCACUCAAAGAGAGCAAGCAAAAUGAAAUGAAUGAGCUAAUUUCAGAGAGUGGUCAAAAUGCGAUCACAGGCUUUCCAAACUAAACAUUUCAAAGCACAGCGUAGCUGACUCAUAACAGAAGUGGUCUUUUCCUGAAGGCAAAGCCCACCUAAAAGUCCCCUCAAUAGGCUGAAGACUUUGUCUUUAUAAAUGGCUUUUAUAAUACAUAGAUACUUGAGUUAACUUUUUGUAGAAUAAUCGGUGCAUUAAUGCAUGACAUGCAACAUAAUCAAGUAUGUGGUCUGCCUCUGAAAGCUAAGACAGGAUUAUAACUGUGCCUUGAAAUAACCACAACACAUUUAAAUGGACUGUCUGACAUACUAGGUAUUUCCUGAAAAUUGUGUAACUGUUGUUUGGUAAAGAACAUUUAUCUGGAGAUUGCUACUUUGAUUAGUAAAAGGUAUUUUUAUAGGAUUGAAUGUUUUAGUUCUGACUUUGAAUUUAUAUAAAGUGUUUUUAUAAUGACUGGUCUUUCUUACCUGGAAAAACAAACGAUGUUAGUUUUAGAAUUAUGCCAUAAGUAUCUAAAGUUUAAACUUACAAAGAGUCUAUCAUGUUGUAAAUAGUGUUUUGCAUGGUCUGUGACAAGUUUAUGAACUGUCAUGAUACUCUCAAGGUGGAAAUUGUUCAUUGUACAAUAUAUUUUUAUUGCUUUCUGCACAUAGAGCUGUAUGGAAAUGGGAAACUUUUUAAAACUAGUCGAUUUGCAGUCGUUGUGAACAACCGAAAUGACAGUGGUUACCUCAAUAAAGAUCAGCCCCGUUGCUUACGCCA
Molecule: messenger RNA, 1585 nt
Organism: Suricata suricatta (meerkat)
Lineage: Eukaryota; Metazoa; Chordata; Mammalia; Carnivora; Herpestidae
Gene: GJB6
Product: gap junction protein beta 6
Exons: 2
Coding region: 70-855 (261 amino acids)
Biological process (GO): cell communication
Cellular component (GO): connexin complex
Source: RefSeq, a predicted model, not a curated record